AGGAAGAAGAAGAAGAAGAAGAAGAAGACAUAAUGACCUGGGCGCAAUGCAUUGUGGGCGCCGGAAGAAAUAGAAACCAAAUAGCUUACUUUUCAGUUACAGUUUGAUUUACUCCGGGGUGGACUCUGCAAGCUCAGCCGUUGGAUUUCUGACACAGCCAUGUCUUCAACGUCCCAAAAGCAUAAAGAGUUUGUGGCUGAGCCUAUGGGUGAGAAACCUGUGAUGGCUCUAGCAGGCAUUGGAGAAGUCCUUGGCAAAAAACUGGAGGAGCAUGGUUUUGAUAAGGCAUACGUGGUCCUCGGGCAGUUCCUAGUUUUGAAGAAGGAUGAGGAGCUUUUCCGGGACUGGCUUAAAGACACAUGUGGAGCAAAUGCCAAGCAGCAGCGUGACUGCUAUGGCUGUCUUAAGGAAUGGUGCGAUGCCUUCCUAUAAAACCUGUCGUCAAUCUUUUUUUUUUUUUUCCUACUUCUGUCUGAAAUGAACAUUACUUCUUCAACAGUCUCCACUCAAUUCACUUGUGAGUGUUUGUAGUUGUAGUUUUCACUAAAUCAGUAAAGUGACACAUUCAUUCAGACGCCAGCCAUUUAUUAAAUCAGUUUUAUCAUUAUACAGUAAUGGCAUCCUGCAAUGUCUACUUACUGUUUUAUGCAAAACAGGUUGAUUUAUUUCAGCUGUAAACAUUAAUACACAGAACUCUUCUUCGCUUGUAGGUUACCGAUAAGUCGGGUUGCAGUCAGACUAAUUAUAGUAUAGCUACGGCUUUUUAAAUGUUCUGACACGUGUGUUUUAGAGUUGUCUGAAAUAAAGAACUGUUUAUAAAUGUGCUUAACUUGAUCUCUUAGGUCAAAUGUAAAUUGUACAAAAAAUCUGCUGUUUUAUGCAUCUUACUCACAUUUAGAAAAAUACUUUGCAUUAACAACUAAAUCUAGUUCCUGCUGAAGAGACAUUCUUGAUGCAUGAUGCUGCCACCACCAUGUGUCACUGUGGGGAUGUUGUCUUCGUUGUGAUGUGCAGUGUUAGUUUUCUGCCACACAUAACAUUUAACAUGUAGGCAAAAAAGUUCAAUUUUGGUCAAUAUGAUGAUUUUGCUACCACUGUUCAGAAAACUACCUGUUUUCAGCUGUAAUUCUUGGCAUAUUUGCUCAGUUUUCUUACAAAUGCCAAUGAGAAGUUUGACAAACAAACAGCAUUUUUCCUAAACAACAAAUCCUCUGCUGUAAGUGCACCACAGACAGUGUCUUUUUUGAAAUGUCUUGCAGAGAAUGUUGCAUUUUGUUCUGAAAAUAAAAAUUAACUAACUUGAUUCUUGUUAUAGCAGUAAGGUUGUAGAUAUAUGUUUAGAAAGGUGCUGUUUUAGCUUUUGAACAAUGGAAAUGAAACAUCACCAUUAGAUUACAUUUGAUCUGAUUUAAGCUCUUUCUGGAACUGAAGAUGGAAAUGUACAUGACUAAAGAUGCUGAUGCAACAAACCUAGAUCCUGUUAAGAUCAACUAUAUUACCUAACUCACAAAUUAAAACAUCUUGUGUGCAGUGUUUUUAGAUGAACAUUCACUCCCACCCUCGUUAUGUUUCAACUCGAUAUGUACUCAUCAGAUGCCUUAAAGCUUGCUGUUGUAAACAUGUAUUUAAAUCUAAUAACAUCAUUGUGUUAUCUAAUUUGUGUGAUACAGAUUGAUGUUUAGAUGCCCUCAUCAACAGCUUUAUAACAAUAUAGUCAUUGAGGUUCCUUUGUUAAAACACCGGCCCUUGGGUUUUGGUCUGACUGAAAACUUUUCAGCUUUUUUGUGUUCAAUAUAAAACAAUAAACGGCAUGUGUCACAUUCAA
Molecule: messenger RNA, 1825 nt
Organism: Girardinichthys multiradiatus
Lineage: Eukaryota; Metazoa; Chordata; Actinopteri; Cyprinodontiformes; Goodeidae
Product: barrier-to-autointegration factor
Exons: 3
Coding region: 160-432 (90 amino acids)
Molecular function (GO): DNA binding
Source: RefSeq, a predicted model, not a curated record